AUGCAAACUGAACUUGAUGCCCUUGCUCACAAUAAUACAUGGUCUCUUGUCCCACUGUCUACCGGUCACAAAUCCAUAGGCUGCAAAUGGGUCUACAAGAUCAUAUACAAAUCUGACAGCUCUGUUGAGUGUUACAAGGCUUGCCUUGUUGCUAAGGGCUACACUCAAAUUGAAGGAGUUAAUUAUUUGGAGACUUUUUCUCCCACUGCCAAACUUACCACUAUCCACUGUCUCAUCGUGGUGGCUGAUUCUUGCAAUUGGCCCAUCCAUCAAAUGGAUGUUCACGAUGCAUUUUUGCAUGGUGAUCUUGAUGAGGUUAUCUAUAUGUACAUUCUGCAUGGUCUUCACCGACAGGGGGAGAAUACGGUAUGUCCAAGGUUCUGA
This is a messenger RNA of Camellia sinensis, 384 nucleotides long. The record is from RefSeq and is a predicted model, not a curated record. NCBI's taxonomy places the organism in Eukaryota, Viridiplantae, Streptophyta, Magnoliopsida, Ericales, Theaceae.